Messenger RNA from Exophiala oligosperma, 2315 nucleotides. RefSeq lists its product as uncharacterized. Gene Ontology annotation, biological process: mitochondrial outer membrane translocase complex assembly; protein insertion into mitochondrial outer membrane. NCBI's taxonomy places the organism in Eukaryota, Fungi, Ascomycota, Eurotiomycetes, Chaetothyriales, Herpotrichiellaceae. The transcript is spliced from 2 exons. The coding region runs from base 246 to 674 and encodes 142 amino acids. Gene Ontology annotation, cellular component: mitochondrial outer membrane. The record is from RefSeq and is a predicted model, not a curated record.
AGAUGUCUGUCGAUAUCCAUUCAUGCAUCAUAUUUCACUUCGCCGUCAAUCGUGCCUCUUCAUUUUGCCAAUGGUUUCAUAGCACUUCAUUUCCAGACAGCCUCAGUGUUCAGCCCUUCUGGUCACACUUCCUUUCACCAUCUACCAACCAAGAAUGCAUGGCUAUACAUCGGCUCUCUAAGCAACUCUCUUCAAAUUCAACUUCCGAUUCUUAACACCCAUUCAUCCUCCCCGCCUGUGCCACCAUGUCAUCAGGUUCUCGCCAGUCUCCUUCACCACCGCAGGACCUCUCGGGGUCGCAGUUAACGAUUCCCUCGGAUUCCGAGGCAUUUUCUUCGCUCUCCCCUCCCUCUUCAUCACCGCCUCAAUCGUCCGACAACAAUGGCUCUCACCCGGUUGUGAUAUACCAACCGCCUACAGUCUGGGGUAUUUUGAGAGGGGCUGCUAUCAAUCUGAUCUUACCUUUUGUUAACGGUAUGAUGCUGGGAUUCGGCGAGUUGCUGGCCCAUGAAUUUGCUUUUCGAUUGGGCUGGAGUGGGACAAAUGUAUGGCCACGCCAUCGAAGCUCUCAUCCAGUCGGGCCGGGGGUUGAAAUGCGAGGUGAUCCUCUGGAACGAAGAAGGAGAAAUAGCACCUACAGCCCCGAUGUUGCAGAUGCUGCUGCUUUGGAAUAGAAAAAAAUAUGCUCGGGUUCACUUCCACAAAGACAAAAAUUCUAGCCUUGUACAUAUUUCACACAGCAAGAGGAAGGUGCUGAGAGAGUUCAAUCAGAAGUCGCAAUUCUGGCAAGUCCUCUCACAUAUUGCCUAUUCCACAAUAUCCUUCGACGUUGGCCUCUAAUGUAUUGCAUUCGCACAGUAUCACUUAUUGGUUAACGCUUGGGCGGCAUUCGUAUGAACAUCAUUACUGCCCGGCACUCUUCUGUCACCAUGUCAGCAAUGUUCGCCCUCGGUGUCCGAGCCCUUUCCGGCCUCGACUACAAAAUCGUCCUAAUAGUCCUCGGCUGCGUCAGUGCUUGCGCUGUAUCGGCCGCGGUCAUUGGUUUCUGCUCUGCUCGAUGGACCCCCAAGCGUACGCCGCACUCGUUGACCCCGGGACAUACUCAGCUAGCAAAACCUCGCCGUUCCUGUCCUAUCCUGGCCCCGAAUGACCUCGAGGCACAACAGAAUGAUAUCAUUGAGAGAAGAAAUUCCAAUAUACUGGCUAGCCGUGUUUUUCGAAAGCAAGAGCUAGAUAUGUACAAGAGUCACAAUCCCCCCAAGCCAUCAGGAGCAUUGAUCCUCGACAAAUAAUCAAUAACCAAUACACAGUUGACCACCUCGACUUUACCUUCCUAUCUUUUCAGACACUUGACUCUCCUCCACGCCUGAGAGUGGUGAUGACAUCCAGACCACGAAUAUCGCUAUUGAAGGAUUGUUCCAUUUCUCCAAGAGCUUGAAAGCAGAUGACAAGCUUUUUCUCAGCGAUUUCCCUUUCUGGCCCGAAACCGUGCAGCAACCAUGGACAUGCACUUCUGCCGCGGCCAUGACUACUGCCACCGCUGUGGCAUUGAUGUACCAAGGUGUAAAAUAUCGACGGUAAAGGCGGAGGAUGCAGCAAAUCUCCUGAGCAGUGUGUGUACAGGCGGUGCCCGCACCAAGAUGUGACUCUCUUACUAGAUAAGAAUGGCGGAAAGGAUGAUACGCAUCUUCUAAUAAAGCAUGUAAAGCUGCAGAGCCAUGGGAGGCCAUAGAUCACAAGAAAACUGAUUCGACGGUGGCCAGCGAAGCAGCUCGAGGAGAUUUGCCAUCCACGUUUCAAGCUCCUUAGCCAUGCUUGUCAGGAACAGUUCUCUGGCCUGUGGGCUCUCCGAACCCUCCGAGUAAAGGCAGUCAAAAAUCCUCUCGAAUUUGAGCGCUAGUUGGACGACACAGGUGCUGACCAGACCAAAGCCUCUUGUAUCGAUCGCUGCUGGCAUUGCCAUCAAAAUUCCAUUCUCAAGGGGGGGUUCCCAUGGACUAUCACUCGGCGGUUUGACAAUUGGCCUCUUGCAGCGCAUUGACCGCACAGAAGAAGACCGUCCACUGUUAUUGCUGUUGUGUAUGUUGGAUGCGCAUACGGUCCAAAAAAAGAGUGUCGGCCUUGGUUCAGAUGAUUCGUGUCGAGCGCAUGGUCCAGGGUAUCAUCGUCGAAGUCUAGUGGCAUGUGCAAUCCCAAAUCGGUUGUCAUCUGUACCGCAAUUCCUGCAAGUGGGAAUUUAGCAUCGACAGACAUGGGCUAAAACCUCCACCAUUCUCUUCUAUACCUGAAUAUAUCCAACCUGGAUAUCUGUUAGC